AUGGCAAGGAAUGGGAUGCAGUUGGAAAAGUUAAUUGAUGAAGCGACAAGAAAAAAAGAUUCCCAAUUAUUAGAACAGUUUUUGGCCACAGAAGAUGGUGAAAAUGUCACUUACAAAUGCAGCAAACAGUUUGUCAACAAACUGGACAAACUUCUGUGUCAGGAGCUUGACAAGCAAGAAGUCAGAAGCAUUUCUGCUUUAUUUAAUGCUGUUCAGAAAUGUGGGGGGAAAAUCAGCAUAGCAGGAGAAGAUGGGCUGCCAGCACUGAUGAAAUAUGGUCUUGUUGGAAGGAUGGUCAAUUGGUUUGAAAAGGUAAAAGGGAUUUUGAUCCUCAGAGGAAAUGAAAAGGAUGAAAUGCUUACAGGUCUGGCUGAAGAUUUCUUCAACAUGUUGCUGGCUCUGUAUGAUGGCAGACCUGAAGGUAAAAUGCAAAUGCUGGAAAACUUUGUUCCUAGAACAUGUUCCCUCAUCACAGAUGGAAGAAUUAAUAUUUAUGUCCAGCAGGAGGUAGUAAGAAAACUGAAUUUAAUGCUUAACAACAUGCCUCGAGAUGCCAGGAAAAAUAUCUUUUCUACAAAGGAGAUGUUGCUUGUCAUGAGUGAAAUGGGGAGGAGAAUUUUGGAUGCUGGAGACUAUGACCUGCAAGUAGCCAUUACAGAAGCUUUAUGCAGAAUGGUGUCAGAGAAGCAAAGAGGAGAACUGGCAUGCCAGUGGUUUUCCAUGGAGUUUGUGUCCAAUGCCUUCAAAGGAAUUAAAGAUUCUGAGUUUGAAACAGAUUGCAGAAAGUUUCUUAACCAGGUGAAUGGCAUGCUCGGAGACAAAAGAAGGGUUUUUACAUUCCCCUGUUUAUCAGCAGCUCUUGACAAACACGAGCUGCAGAUACCAUUGGAUGAAAACCUGGAAGAAUUUUGGAUUGAUUUCAAUGUUGGAAGCAGAAGUAUCUCUUUCUAUGUGGCAGCAGAUGAUGCAGGUCUACAGUGGGAAACAGUCAUUAUACCAGAAGAGGAAGUGGACAUGUACAAACUUGAAGAAAAAGAUGGAAAGAAAUUAUUAACAGUAGAUCUAAGAAACCCAAUGAAUGUGGGUAAUCUGGAAGGAGAGAAGGUUUUGUUGUAUUUUGAUUCUAUCUUGGAAAUCAAAGAUGUAACCAGAAAGAUUUAUGGAUCAAGUAAAUGUAAGGUUCUAGUACCAGAAAGUCAGUUGUCACCAGGUUUGGAAGGAAAAUAUGAAGGGGAGGAGAAACUCAGUAAGCACAAAACUCAGCAACUUCCUGGAAGUUUGGGGACUCAGAAUAAAAACAACAAUCAAGAAAAACCCAGAGAUGAUUCUUCCAAGAUAACUCCAUCUCGGACAAGGAAAGUGUCUGAAGCAUCUGUGAUUAUUCCUGGGACCACAAGAACUUCCACAAGGAGUCCACUGUCAUUUGUUAGUACAUCCACUCCUUUUAAAGGGAGGUUUAAAUUGCCUUUGGAAAUGACAAGCUCUGCCAAAAAAUCUGACAGUGGUGCAGUAAGUAAGACUGGGACAACGAAUUUCCAUCAGAAACCUCCUGGAAGUGGGCAAAGAUGCACAGUAGACAAUGAAUUGUGUGAAGCAGAACAGAGAAGGAUGUCAAAUACCAGAAAUGAGGCAAAAAUACAUGAAAAGAAAGUGUGUGCUGAAGGAGCUCUAAAAAUGAUCCAAGAGGCAAAUGUUGAGGCCACAGAAAAGCAAACUUUAGAUGAAGUGUUAGAUAUUGUUCCUGAUUCUCAGCCAUUUGGGAGAAGCAGCAAACCUUUGCUGUCUGGGCUUUUGGAGAGUUCUUUGGAUAAAAUGGAAACCUGGAAAAAAAGAACCUGCUCCGUUCCUGGGGGGAAUGCAAUGGCUGAGGGCAAGCAAAAGCUGAAUCCAUCUUUGGCACUGGACAGUCAGAGUGAUAAUUGUUUGGAACAGAAACUGCUAAGCACAGAAGGAAAAAAUGUUUAAUAAACUACUACUGAGAUAUGGUUUGAAACCUUCCUUUCAGCUAGAGUGUCUGACACAUCUUUGCAUUCUGAGCUUGCAAGAGAGGAACCUGAUGUUCUCCUCAGAAAAGACACUGCAAAUGUGAAAGAAGCAAAGACAAAGGCAAAGUCUAAAGAAAACACAGAUGCAGCCAAAUCACUGAUCAGUAAAAUCAGUGACAGAUACAGAAACAAGAACGAUGAGAAAAGCAAAGCAAGAGACUCCCUGGGGUGUAACAGGGAUGAUGUCUACAGCUUUAACAUCAGUGGCCUUGAUGAACCUACAAUAAAGCUUGGAACUAGAAACAAUCAAGACAAGAAGCAUCUCUUCAGUGACACAGACACAGAGCACAAGACAGACAUCAGCUGGCUCCACGAAUCAAAGAGGAAAGCUAAACCCAAAAUAACUGAUUACAGUAGAAAUAAAAAAUUAGGGAAACAAAUAAGCACAGACAAAAAGCAGAUAAGUUCUCUGACCCUGUUUGCCAUGUGGAUAAACCUAAAGGCAAAAAUGCAAGUAAGAUUCUCUGACCCUGUUUGCCACGUGGGUAAACCUAAAGGCAAAAAUGCAAGUAAGAAAAAGAUAAACCAAUGUAAACAACAGAACUCAAGGGCUGAUGGAAUAUUAGAACAAAGCACCAGAAAGAAACUGCCUCGAAGAGCAGCACUGGCAAAAAAUUACAAAGAGCUUUCCAGUUCUGAGUCAGAGAGCGAAGGACGUUUUCCACCAUACACCUCUGAGGAGGAGAAAUCAAAGUUCCAGAAAUACAUGAAUGGGGCAAACAAGGAUAGGCAGCAAAAGGUACUGCAGACUCUGUCUGUGGAGCUAAAGCAAGUAGAUAACUAUGUGCAGAAAGUACUUGUCAAAUCCAAGAAUUCUGCAGACCCAAAGGAGAUGGAAACACCUUUAGCUGAGAGUCCUGGAUCUCCCGAGGCAAUAAGAUGUGCUGAAAGACUCUCAGAAGGAGAUGUCACUCCAGAACCUACUUCCAGUGAGAGGUCUCUUGGUCUUCAGGAGUCAACCCCAGAAAAUGGGGAGGUGGUAAACUCUGAGGAAAGAAUCUCUCCCAAUCAUUUCUGCCCACAAAAUAAGAGUAUUCCAAGUAUAUCUGCAAAGCAGUCACCUGAGGCAACAAGGUUAACAUUUGGAAAAAGAAGUUUCUCUCCAGUUUUAACCGAAGCAUCUUUGCUCAGCUUAACAACAUAUAAAACUGACAGUGGAAAACAUGCCAAGGGAGCUGUACUGGAAACAAGGAAUAACAGUCAAGAGUCAACUUUCCAACAUUGCUUUUCACACACACUCUCUGUUAAAGCAAAGCUCCAAGACACCACUAAACCUGUCACCAAGAGUAAAGAGAACUGUGUAUCCCCAUCCCCACUGUCUGCUUCCAGUGGGAGUGAAGUGCAGUCUUGGAGUGAAGAACCUCGUGCCCUCCUAAAUGAGUCAGGACCAACUUUACCUCUUCUCAAACGAACAUACCACAGUGACACUGAAGGCAGCUCUGAGGAAGCCGAAAGAAGGAAAGAGAAAGAGAAAGAAAGCAGAAGAUCAAGGCUACAGCCCAAAAAGUUAUUUAAAACAGAUGAUACUGCUACUUGCACAGUGUCUGAAAGUGUAUCUGCCUGGUCUGUAAAUGAGCUGUCUAUGUGGGAUGGGGAAUUCUGGGAUCCUCAGCGUUCAACUAUGAGCAUUCGUCAGAAGCUCCAGAAAGAAUUUACUAAGAAAAUUGAGAACCGUGCAAGGAAGAUAGAUAACUUCACCAAGCAAACACUAAGAGCUGCCCAUCAGCACCUGAAAACAAUGAGUUACCAACUGCAUGAAUGCAGGAUCAGGCAAUUGGACAAAUUUCAUUUCACUCUCACUGAGGAACUGGAGAGAUUUGAAAAGGAUUCUCAGUCCCUGAAAAACAUGGAAAAGGAAUUCUCGGCCUUUUGGAAAAAACACACACAAAGUUUUGGUACAUACAUGAAAAAUGAGCAGCAGAGGAUUGAGAUGCUUAAAACUUCAUUUGAGAAGAACAUCUACCAUUCUGUUGAAUAUGAAGAACAUGUUUUCACUUCAGAGAUGCACCUGAUGAAAGAAGACAUAAAAGGACUCCAGGAGAAGCUUCUAAAAGAAAUGCAAGAAGAGGAGCUGUGCAAUGUUCGCAGGGGGCUGCAGACCUUCUUCCAAGCAGAAGACACAGUGCUGAAGUGA
Molecule: messenger RNA, 4179 nt
Organism: Acanthisitta chloris (rifleman)
Lineage: Eukaryota; Metazoa; Chordata; Aves; Passeriformes; Acanthisittidae
Gene: SYCP2
Product: synaptonemal complex protein 2
Exons: 40
Source: RefSeq, a predicted model, not a curated record